AUAGACAAUGACACGUUAAUUGACAUCUGCAACCCCGCCAUUGGGAAGAGUUGGCAGGACAGUUCGGAGCGACUGGAACACAAGGGGAAUUGAAAAAGAAUGGCAGUCUUAGUAGUAUGGAAAAGAAGUUGGCCGAGUACAAAUGUAACACAAAUGAAGUUGUGAAGUUGAAAUUGGUGCGCUUUCCUGAGGACAUUGACGAUGAGGGCACAACGUUCAGCCCAGAGUUUAGUCACCAGAUAUUUGGAGAUGACGAAGUGGCUUUUGGAUACAAAGGUUUGCAGAUUCUGCUUUACUACAGCGCUGGGAGCCUAUCCACUAUGUUCCGUGUAAAUUACACCUCUAAAGUUGAUGACAAGUUUGAAGAGGUCCAAGCAGAUGACAUCGAAAGCAAAAUUCUAGAAAUCAUCCCCCCUGGAUUUUGUCGUGGCACAGAUGACUUUAUUUCAUUAUUGGAAAAAGAAGUUAAUUUUAAACCAUUUGGCCCUAUAAUACAUACAUAUACAGUUUACAAUGAAGAUGCUGGGGAGGAAAUCACUUAUCAGAUACACAAGGCUGACUUGACCUGUCCAGGCUUUGGAGAGUACCACGAAAGGCUCCAGACCUUCUUGAUGUGGUUCAUUGAAACAGCUAGUUACAUUGAUGUGGAUGAUGAGCGAUGGGACUACUUUCUGGUAUUUGAGAAGUACAAUAAAGACGGGACUACACUCUUUGCGACUGUAGGCUACAUGACAGUCUAUAAUUACUAUGUGUACCCAGACAAAACCCGGCCACGUGUAAGCCAGAUGUUGGUUUUGCCUCCAUUUCAGGGUGAAGGACACGGGGCUCAGCUGCUGGAAACAGUUCACAGAUAUUAUGUUACUUCCCCCAACAUUUUGGAUGUUACAGCUGAAGAUCCAUCCGAGAACUUUGUCAGGCUCCGAGACUUUGUUCUCGCUAAAUUUUGCCAAAAUCUGCCAUGUUUUUCUCCUGAGAAACUUCUUGAAGGGUUCAGCAAAGAGAUGGUGACAGAGGCUCAGCAGAAACUCAAAAUAAAUAAGCAACAUGCAAGACGCGUUUAUGAAAUUCUUCGACUUCGUGCAACUGACAUGAGUGAUCCUGAGAAAUCCCGAGCUUACAGACUAGAAGUCAAAAGGAGACUUGUUGGCCCCUAUAAGAAAAACCAGAGAGAGAUGGCCAAGAUGAGGCGAUGUUUAAAACCAGAAGAGCUAACCAACCAGAUGAAUCAAAUAGACCUGAAGACACAACAUGAGCAGCUAGAGGAGAGUUACCAGGAGCUUGUGUCAGACUACAGGAGGACAGUGGAAAGACUUGCCCAAGCAUAAGGCACUUAAGUUCCUAAGAAAGUCAGGAAAUGUACAUUAUAACUUUAGCCGUUUCCAGUGUUGCCAGCUCUGAAUAAAGCCCACAUUGAUAUGUUACUAGAACGUGUAAAUCUCUGCACUUCAGCAUUGACCUGUAAUGUUUUGAUGCCGUUUCUGGAGGCAGCACUUUCAUUGAUUGCAUUAGCAGAAUAUUAAACCUGGCACUUUACUGGUUUAAUGCACAACUUGUAGUUGACCUGUAUUAUUGGUUGUGUGCCUUGAAGGUGUAACAGGUCUGUAGGCACAGUAUAUGGGAAGCUAUAAAAGAAAAAGUGUCUCUGCUCAUCACUUCUUUUUCAACUAAAAUAUGUACAUAGUCCAACCUCGACCCCCAGGUAUAUGACCUACAUACUACUUUGUUGUUUACUUCAGCAGGUUUUUUUUUCUAGAAUGUUUAACUAGGUUAUGUAGUUAUCCAGUUGCACUUACAAAUAAAAAAAAUAUUG
Hyla sarda is the source of this 1810-nucleotide messenger RNA. RefSeq names its product histone acetyltransferase 1 (gene HAT1). Bases 117 to 1325 code for a protein of 402 amino acids. Gene Ontology annotation, cellular component: nucleus. The record is from RefSeq and is a predicted model, not a curated record. Gene Ontology annotation, biological process: subtelomeric heterochromatin formation. Lineage: Eukaryota; Metazoa; Chordata; Amphibia; Anura; Hylidae. Gene Ontology annotation, molecular function: histone H4 acetyltransferase activity; histone binding. The transcript is spliced from 11 exons.